GGGGCUGGCGGAGCGGGGGCAGCGCCGCGGGAGGGCAGCGCCGCGGGGCCGGCGGGCUGCGGGGGACGCGGAUGCUCGCACCUCCCUGCGGCGGGCAACGCUUCCAAGGUGGCGACAGACAAGGUUGCAGGGAAGCUGAGCUCUACUCUCUCAUGGGUGAAGAACACUGUAUCACACACCGUCAGUCAAAUGGCCAGUCAGGUGGCAAGUCCAUCGGCCUCAUUACACACUACAUCCUCCUCUACCACGCUGUCUACACCCGCCUUAUCACCAUCCUCACCAACACAGCUGAGUCCAGACGACUUAGAAUUACUUGCUAAACUUGAGGAACAGAACAGGCUCUUGGAAACAGAUAGCAAAUCCUUGAGAUCAGUAAAUGGGUCAAGAAGAAACAGUGGAUCUUCUCUUGUAUCUAGUUCAUCAGCUUCUAGCAAUCUCAGCCAUCUUGAAGAAGAUUCAUGGAUCCUGUGGGGGAGGAUAGUGAAUGAAUGGGAAGAUGUACGGAAAAAGAAAGAAAAGCAAGUUAAGGAGCUUGUUCGAAAAGGGAUACCUCAUCAUUUCAGAGCAAUUGUUUGGCAACUCUUAUGCAGUGCUCAAAGCAUGCCAAUUAAGGAUCAGUAUUCAGAGCUUUUGAAAAUGACAUCUCCUUGUGAGAAAUUAAUAAGAAGGGACAUUGCUAGAACUUAUCCUGAACAUGAUUUUUUUAAAGAAAAAGACAGCCUUGGACAGGAGGUAUUGUUUAAUGUAAUGAAGGCUUAUUCUUUGGUGGAUCGUGAGGUUGGAUACUGUCAAGGAAGUGCUUUUAUAGUUGGAUUACUGCUUAUGCAGAUGCCAGAAGAAGAGGCAUUUUGUGUGUUUGUUAAAUUAAUGCAAGAUUACAGACUGCGAGAACUCUUUAAACCAAGCAUGGCUGAACUGGGCCUUUGUAUGUACCAGCUUGAAUGCAUGAUACAGGAGCAUCUUCCGGAGCUUUAUGUGCACUUUCAGUCUCAGAGUUUCCACACUUCUAUGUAUGCGUCGUCAUGGUUUUUAACUAUAUUCCUUACAACUUUUCCACUGCCAAUUGCAACAAGAAUAUUUGAUAUUUUUAUGUCUGAGGGUUUAGAGAUAGUAUUUCGAGUAGGUUUAGCAGUUCUUCAGAUGAACCAAGCAGAAUUACUGCAACUUGACAUGGAAGGAAUGUUACAGCACUUUCAAAAGGUCAUUCCACAUCAGUUUGACAGUGGUCCGGACAAAUUAAUCCAAGCAUCUUACCAAGUCAAAUACAAUGCAAAAAAGAUGAAAAAGUUAGAAAAGGAAUACACUACAAUAAAGACAAAAGAAAUGGAAGAACAAGUUGAAAUUAAAAGGUUACGAACUGAAAAUAGACUCCUAAAACAGCGCAUUGAAACAUUAGAAAAAGAAAGUGCUUCCUUGGCAGAUAGAUUGAUACAGGGACAAGUGACAAGGGCCCAGGAGGCUGAGGAAAACUACCUCAUAAAACGGGAGCUGGCCACCAUCAAACAGCAGAGUGAUGAGGCCAUUACUAAACUGGAGCAAGCUGAGAAUACCAUCAGGGAGCUCCAGCAGCAGCAGCAGCAAUGGUUUCCUGGAAGGUGCAAGAGGACUUCUUAUCUGAGGAAAGCACACUGCAUUUGUUCUUGCUCCAUAUGUAUCAUACCCAGAAUCUGGAACAAGUGUAGUGCUCAUAAAUGCAGUACACGAUACAGUGAAGACUUUGUGCUACAGCUGGAAAAAGAGCUGGUCCAAGCCAGACUGAGUGAAGCAGAAUCCCAUUGUGCCCUGAAGGAGAUGCAAGAUAAAGUUCUAGAGAUGGAGAAGAGGAACAGCUCUCUUCCUGAUGAGGAAAAUGUUGCUAGACUACAAGAAGAAUUGAUUGCAGUAAAACUGAGAGAAGCAGAAGCUCAGAUGGGUCUCAAAGAACUAAGGCAGCAAGUCAAAGAUCUGGAUGAACACUGGCAGCGUCACCUAGCUCGUACCACUGGAAGAUGGAAAGAUCCUCCCAGAAAAAACACGGUGAAUGAGCUACAGGAUGAGCUGAUGACAGUCCGAUUGAGAGAAGCAGAAACUCAGGCUGAACUGAAAGAGACCAAGCAAAGAAUGAUGGAGAUGGAAACACAGAAUCAGAUCAAUAGUAACCAUUUACGAAGGGCAGAGCAAGACGUUACCAACCUACAGGGGAAGGUACAGUACCUUUCUGCUCAGAACAAGGGACUUCUUGCUCAGCUGAAUGAAGCAAAACGUAGACAAGCAGAAACUGAAUGCAAGAGUAAAGAAGAAGUGAUGGCAGUACGGCUCCGAGAGGCUGACCGCAUUGCUGCUGUGGCUGAACUCCAACAGCAUAUUGCUGAAUUAGAAAUCCAGAAAGAAGAAGGAAAAAUUCAAGGACAGCUUAAUAAAUCUGAUUCUAACCAGUACAUCAGAGAACUGAAAGAUCAGAUAGCUGAGCUGCAUCAUGAGAUCAAAUGUCUAAAAGGCCAGAGAGACUUCUCAGACCAACCCACUUUUGAUGGGAUUCACAUUGUCAACCAUUUCACAGGAGAUGAUGAAUCAUUUCAUUCUUCUGAUGAAGAUUUUAUAGCUAACUCCAUACAGGAGAGUGGGGUGACCUUUCAUCUACACAGGAGGACUGGUCAGAUGGCUUUAGAUCACACAGUCAUAGACAGCAGUGACAGUGAUACCGAGGAAAGUGCCCUUCAGACUGAGAAUUCAGACAAGAUGCUUUCCAAGCAAAGAAUGGAAUCUUACUCUACUACUGUGUGAUUAUCACUGUGACUAGCAUUGAAGACUUUCAUGUUUCCGUAAGGAUGAAAUUGUCAGAUAACAAACUAUACAGCAGUUGGUUUAGGUACCUAUUGGAUCUGGUUUGGCCUGUGAUAAAUACUUACAUGUACUGUCUAUCUGCCUUCUCUUUUUGCCAAAUCUUGCUAAUGACAUACCAUCGCCAUAAAACAGGCUGGGAAGAAGUUGAUGGAUGACAGUUUUGACAGUAUUACUGGAUGUUCCUUGGUUUAGAAACUCCAAAUAUAGAAUUUCUGUAAUGCCUAAGAACCAUUUUUGCUGUUCACAAACACAGGAAUUAUUUUCCUCAAAAGAAAUUGCUCUUGUGCAAUAUUUUAUGCUCUGAACAAAUGUGUAUGUUUUACAUUGUUACCCAUUUGUGAUCUAGAUGGAUGCUAGUAAACCAUCUGAUCAUGAUAUAUAAAUAUAUAAAACUAUCUUAUGUGUCUCAAUUAUUUUUUUUAACUAAAGUUAUUGGAUACCCACAGAAGGCUUGAAAGAGGAGCCUUUAUCUGUACUACUACAUGUAUGCAACUAAUGGUCACUAAUGUCAUAAAGGUGUUUUUCACCAUUUUCACUUAAAUCUGUGUGCAUCUGCUUUUGAUGUUGCUAAGUAAUACCUGGUCUGAAUAUAUUAAUUACAAUAAUGUUUAUUUUGUAUAUAUUUAUAUAUCUACACCAAGCUGAAAAUGUACAUUAUACCAUUUUAUAUGAGGAAUGUAAAUGUUGCAAUAUUACUGUCUCUGGUAUUCUAAUGGUAAAAUGAAUUCUGUAUAUAUACACUAGAAAUUAAUUACUAAAUAAAGGCAAAACACUAACUUUACAUCAAGUUUCAGCCUAGCUACACUAACAGGUUCACGUUCUAAAUGCUUGUUCAAAACACUAUUGAUUGAAAUCUUUUACCUUCAUAUAUAUGUAAUGAAAAUAAAUUUUUCAUGAUUUAACAA
Apus apus (common swift) is the source of this 3728-nucleotide messenger RNA. It is a transcript of the gene EVI5, whose product is annotated as ecotropic viral integration site 5. Lineage: Eukaryota; Metazoa; Chordata; Aves; Apodiformes; Apodidae. Bases 190 to 2763 code for a protein of 857 amino acids. The transcript has 21 exons. The record is from RefSeq and is a predicted model, not a curated record.